UAUCACACCCCUUCCCCCCUUGUUUUAUCUUACUGUCUCCUCCAUCGUACGAGCUUCUCUUCCUCCCACAUCCCCCGCCUUAUCGAUCGCUGUUGUCACCCAACAACCCCUCCUCUGGCCUCCCCGACUUCCCCACAUCUGACUACAAAUACCGCAAGUCGCCUCUUGUUAACCCCCCGGCGCACUGGGCUGCUACUUCAUUGGCUUCGAAUUUCAAUGGCCGCUGAAAAUGCCGACUUUCCCUUAAAGGAUGCUAGUCGGAAAGCCCAGCGCCCGACCAUUCGUCCUGUUCGCUAUACAUCGACCCCUUCUUCUUCUUUUGAAAGCCCACGGAGACAUCAUCACCGAAAUCCGAUAGCCAGGCGCCCAGUCAAGGAAACGUUAAACGCUCGCUCCGAGUACAGAACAAGCCAAGACGAUGGCACCGCAGAGCACCGAAUCAACCAGUAUGUGAUCAAACAGGAGAUCGGACGGGGGUCCUUUGGAGCGGUGCAUCUUGCCUCGGAUCAGUUCGGGAACGAAUUCGCGGUUAAGGAGUUUUCCAAGUCACGGCUGAGGAAGCGUGCGCAAUCCCAUCUCUUGCGACGGCCCCGGGGUCCCAAACGUCAAGCCGAUGGAUUCAAUUCCCCACUUCACCGUCGUCCACCGUUGGGGGAGGAUCAGAAGGAAAAUGCUCUCUACCUGAUCAAAGAGGAAAUUGCCAUCAUGAAGAAACUGCACCACAGCAACCUCGUGUCUUUAAUAGAGGUGCUAGAUGACCCGACGGAGGAUUCACUAUACAUGGUCAUGGAGAUGUGUAAGAAGGGCGUGGUGAUGAAAGUCGGGCUCGAGGAAAGGGCAGAUCCCUACGACGAUGACUUAUGUCGCUGUUGGUUCCGCGAUUUGAUCCUCGGUAUUGAGUACCUCCAUGCCCAGGGCAUCGUACACCGGGACAUCAAACCAGAUAAUUGCUUAAUCACGAAUGACGACGUUCUCAAGGUCGUCGACUUUGGCGUGUCCGAGAUGUUCGAGAAAGACUCGGAUAUGUUCACGGCGAAAUCAGCUGGCUCCCCUGCCUUCCUUCCCCCAGAGCUAUGCGUUGUGAAACACGGUGAUGUUUCCGGGAAGGCCGCCGACAUUUGGUCUAUGGGGGUCACGCUAUAUUGUCUUCGAUAUGGCCGUCUGCCGUUCGAAAAGCAAAGCAUUUUCGAACUUUACGAAGCCAUCAAGAACGACCCAGUUACAUGCACAGGGGAGGAAGAUGGCGAAUUUCAGGACUUGAUGGGCCGGAUAUUGGAGAAAGACCCCGCGAAGAGAAUCCCCAUGGAAGAAUUGCGAGCGCACCCAUGGGUAACAAAAGGUGGCUUGGAUCCUCUACUACCGGAAAGCGAAAACACCGCGGAGAUUAUCGAAUUCCCGACUGAAGAGGAGAUGGACUCGGCAAUCACAAAGACCAUUGGCCACGUACUUGCUGUGAUGAAAGCCGUAAAGAAGUUCAAGAAGCUGAUUGACCCGACAAAACCGGAAUCCCCUAUGCAAAGUUUCCUUGGCCAAGGAUACGAGUCCAAUUUCGUUGCGCCCCCUCUCGAGAUGGAAUCCGACGAGAGCUUCUCAUCCGCCGACUUCCCAGUCCCAAACAAGACCCAGAGCCUAGAUGCAGACUACAGAAAGGCAUGGGAGCGGGAGAGCGUCAACAAAGGGCAUCACCCGCCGCGCGGGUUCUCACCGUCCAACGGACCACCAGAUAACAUCAACAGACCUGCAGCCAGCUCGAAGCUCGAAAGGAAGGACUCCGGCUCAAUACGAAGCUUCAAUUUCCGCGGCGACGCCACCGAAGACGCACACAACAUCUCCACCCCGCAAUCCCCCCAAGUCCCACUCUCCCGCGCCAGCUCAGCAACCACCAAACGCAGCGUCGAAGGAACGCGAGGCCACGCACGGGAUCCCCUCGAAGAAGACUUCCCCUUCCUCUUCAUCGGCCCCUCCAGCUACACCGGCAACCCGACAGAAGAUCCAGCCUCGCCAGAAGCAGCCAACGAAUCCAUCUCCGAAGAACCGGCCGACAACAUGGUAUCCGCCGAACCAUCCGAAAUGAUGGACGUAGACCCAAUCGUCAGCGAAUCCCCCGGCGCCGCCGAAUUCGACAUCUACGAAACAGCCUACCGCAAAGAAAUCGAACGCAUCCACGCACGCACAUUCCCCCGCGAAGGCACAACCCCCAAGGUCUAUCUCACGCGCCGCGUAGACGGCAGAGACGAUGUCAUGAGGCUUCUUGGCGAGAAGCCUAGCAGCAGCCUCAGCUCUGCCAUUGAUGCAAUGAGAGCUCAGUCGGCGGGGGGAAAGCAGCAACAACAUCCGUAUUCUUCAAGUUCAACUUCAACACCCAUACCGGUCCCCAAUCCCACUCCAUCGUCUGCGACAGGACCACCACUUCCGGACGAGACUUCGCGCGCUAGAUUGCGCUCGUUCUUGGGUCGUGUUAGGGGUAGUCGGGGGCUUUGAACUUGAUUUACUUACGGAAGGGAGUAUGGUCAUAAAUCGGUAUCUUGGAUCUAGAGAAUACAUUUAUAGAAAGCAAGGGAAAGGGAAAGACUUGGUUAAUUUGGUUAGCGAAGCAUAAGCAUAAAUAGUAUGUACGUGAUUGAGGGCUAUGGUUUACGCAGAAAGUAUAUAUAUAUAUAUAUUGUUUGGUAUCCCCAAAAUACCCCUCAUCAACGAUCAGCGUUUG
Molecule: messenger RNA, 2707 nt
Organism: Aspergillus candidus
Lineage: Eukaryota; Fungi; Ascomycota; Eurotiomycetes; Eurotiales; Aspergillaceae
Product: putative calcium/calmodulin dependent protein kinase
Exons: 7
Coding region: 217-2481 (754 amino acids)
Biological process (GO): intracellular signal transduction; protein phosphorylation
Cellular component (GO): cytoplasm
Molecular function (GO): protein serine/threonine kinase activity; ATP binding
Source: RefSeq, a predicted model, not a curated record